This is a messenger RNA of Oncorhynchus tshawytscha (Chinook salmon), 4120 nucleotides long. RefSeq names its product TSC22 domain family protein 2. The transcript is spliced from 3 exons. The coding region runs from base 735 to 2732 and encodes 665 amino acids. Gene Ontology annotation, biological process: regulation of transcription by RNA polymerase II. The record is from RefSeq and is a predicted model, not a curated record. Lineage: Eukaryota; Metazoa; Chordata; Actinopteri; Salmoniformes; Salmonidae.
UGCGUUUUUUUUGCCAUCUUGUUGAGUGGUAGAGAAUGAGCAGAGCCAUACUUGAGCUAGUCUGCUAGUAAGUGAAUUUCAGUCACAGUAGGAGUUCUAAAGAGUGAGAGAACCCGAGGACGGGGAAGCUGAACUUUCUUCAAUUCAGGAAUGUAUGUCUACCAUAGGAGGAUAUAAAUUCCAUGUGACGAGUUGAAGAAGGAUAUGGACUUGUUUAUAUGAUGUCGUGCAGGCUGGUUCCUGUGUGGAGAGAACUAACGAUAGCUAUUUGGCUAGCUAGGUAGUUCGCUUUAAGCUACAUUAGCUGACUAGCUAGCUAAAAGGGAGAGUGGUGAAAAACGGGGCCCGCCAGUCAGACUGAAGUAUCGGCAGUAACUGCGACAGCGGCCUGCUUGCAAUUCCGGGGGGUAAAAACGGUAAAAACCUCAAACGGGAGGCCAGGUCUGGAAGAACCGGAGGAGAGGAGACGGUGGUAUCGGGAGACUUGUCACAUUUCGUGCUGGCGGAGACUAGCUAGCUUGUUACCUUGUCCGAGUUCAGAGGAAGUGUGCUUGUUCGUUUUUACACUCAGACACACUGCAACAGGAGAGGGGAGCAAGGAAGAUGUCGCGUACUUGUCUCGUUAUAAACUGUGAGUUCUUUAGAUAAGUUAAAAGACUUCCUAACUAACUAAUUGAGCUCAUACUUAACACUUUAAUCUGGAAAUAGAGAGCUGGAGUGACUAACGUAUUAAAAUGUCAAAAAUGCCAGCAAAGAAGAAGAGCUGUUUUCAAAUCACAAGUGUGACACAGGCUCAGGUGGCGGCCAGUAGCAUCACAGAUGACACCGAGAGUCUGGACGACCCUGACGAAUCCAGAACCGAGGAUGUGUCAUCAGAAAUAUUCGACUUGUCCCGGGCCGAUAUUGACACGGGGGUAUGUGACAGAAGUUCAUCCGAGGAAACCUUAAACAACGUAGGGGAAGUGGGGGCUGCUGUCAUGGCGUUACAUUUACCUCAAGAGCAAGAGGCUGCAACAAGUCAUUUUAACGGGGGGCACACUUUUAGAAGUACAGGCAGAAGUCAUGUCAAUCAAAACCUUUUAGGGGGUAGUGUGCCUGUACCAGCCGCGAGCAAGCCCUCCAUUCCAACCGUGGCCUCUCAGCAGCCAACAACAGUCAAUGCUGUCCCUGCUGCGAAUGUCUCCCCAACAAGUGUGUCUCAAACGCCCCCAGCUGCGCUUAGCACUACAACCACUGUAAGCUAUAGUUCACGUUUCAGGGUCAUUAAACUUGACCAUGGUACAGGGGAGCCCUUCAGACGGGGCAGAUGGACAUGUACAGAGUUCUAUGAAAGAGAUUCUGAGGGCUCUGGCAUGAGCAGGACUGUGGAUAGCAUAAAACACACUGUCACCCUUGACCACAAUGCAGACAGGGACACUGGGCUUGGGGCCACAGGAGACUCUGUGGUUGCUUCUAGUACCCUGUCCACACAGGCUCAAGAGUCCACAGGUGAUAGUGGCUACUCCACUAUCCACCAUGGCCAUCCUCCGGAGCCUCAGCAGCAAGGCUAUGGCCUAGCGCUCCAAAUAGGGAACGGGGGGAGUGCCUUCCAGCCCAUGGGUUACUCAGCAGUGGUAUCCCAGGUCAACGUUCACCCCACUGGCCUCAAUGGGGUGCCCCAAGGCGGCAUGCUGAAAAAAGAUCCCCUUAUGCCUCUUGCCCAGCAGUUUGCUUACUCUGCUCAUCCCUCUGGAACGCUCCCCAGUCAGCUGGACUACUUAACCCCUCACCAGCCUCAGGGCUCCAGCACUCAAACCCUCCCUAUGUCCUCCCUCUCUGUGGGGCCUCCUGCGAGCCAGGGCCCCUCGCCUGUCAUCACGCCUGUCGGCCCCAGUGCUCAGGUGCUGGGAUUGUUGGCUCAGGCCGGGGAGCUGACUGGGUCUCUGCAUAGCGGUCCAUUAGCCUCAGUUCAGGGGCUGUUACUGCAGGUAGGCAGCGGUGCAGUGAUGGCCCCUCUCCUGCCUGGGGGUACCAUGCAGCACCCUGUGAGUCAGCCCCUGCCUUCAGGUGGAGUGGGCAGUGUCCUCGUACCUUCCACAGCCUCCGUUGUCCAGAACGUGCCUGCCACAGUGCCCAGUGCCACCAACACCCCCCCAGGCCCAGGAGGACUCUCCCGGGUCCAGGUAGUUUCCAGUGGGGCCAUGGUGGGAUCUGCUGGGCAGGGCCUUCCCGCAGCCAGCCAAGAGGAUGACAGCCGCAGGAGGUCGGACAACCUUCCUCAGCCCAUCACCACCCUGGGAAAAGAUUUCAUGAGGCCUUUCAUCCCAGAGAGCCUGCAGCUGGCCAAUCCCACCGUCAACAGUCUGUUCGGGAUAGCCAUUCCCAUGGAUGGGGAUGAGGAUGGUGCUUCCGGAGCCAGUGUUGUUGCCAUCGAUAACAAGAUAGAGCAAGCAAUGGAUCUAGUGAAGAGCCACCUGAUGUAUGCAGUGCGGGAGGAGGUGGAGGUGCUGAAGGAGCAGAUCAAGGAACUGUACGAGAGGAACUCUCAGCUUGAGCAGGAGAACGCCGUGCUCAAGUCCCUUGCCAACAUGGACCAGCUCACCCAGCUGUCGUCCACCCAAAUCAGCCCCGCCGGCAGCACCUCUCCGUCUCAGCAGCUACCCUCCACCAAUAACACCAAUACCAACACCCCCCUGGAGGGUGAAACCCAGGCUUUCAGCCUGCCACAGCAGCCCAACGUCACUUCCGUGUGAUCCCAUGCUCCCGUAAUACACCUCCCCGACAUACGGGAGGAGGAGACCCCAACAAUCAACCAACCCCUGCCUCUCCCGCCGCCUUGCAACAUAAAAAAAGAGCUCAGAACUGCAUUUGAUUUGUUUUUUUUUAGAAGCAAAAAAAAACAAGCAAAAUCAGCUUUUGUUUCCCACCCUUGUCUUCAACUCGUGUGAAGAGCCAUGCUUCAUUUUGCGUGCUGCUGCUGCUGUCGUCGGGCCUUCCCAGUAUUAGACAAUCAUCAUGUGAUAGCAUUCUUUUGGCCGGGUGUCCUGCGUUAAGUCUAUGGGGAACUGGCCAAGGGAGGAGUGCGGUGCAGGACCAUGGGGGGUAAGAGGCAAUCCGGCGCAUGGUGGAGGUGGUCAAAGAGGCCGAAAAACGUGGGGGGGUUCUACUUCCUGGGAGGCCCUUGACUGUUCUAUCCCCCACUCCACACCGGGUGGUUGUUGUUAGCAAGUGGAAAAGAACGGGGGAAUGAGAACAGCAGAGACUGAGGUGGAGGAAAGGAUUCCCCCCACCAUAGGAAGAAUGUGUCUCACGCCGUGAGAAGACCAAAACUAGUUUUCCCAGAGCCACCACACUUUGACACAAAUCAAAAAAUACCUUUAUUAGUUCAGUUUUAAUGUUUGCAGUUAUUUAUUUCAGGGAUACUAUUUUCAUAAUGUAAAUGAGCAAUGUCACAGAAAUACAUGUUGUAAAAAAUAAACUAGUUUCUCUUUUUGUUUCUGGUAUGUUAGAUUAUCUGUCAGGCAGUCAAUUGGUAGUCUAAUGCAAAAAGUAGUUCCGUAAAUGCAAUAGGUUCUUUUAAAAAGGCAAUUCCCAUGGCAUAUCACCGCUAACACUAAAAGGCAGUUAACUUAAUUAAAUUAAUCCAGGUUGAAUGUACAUUUUGUGAAGAGUAAAGUAUUAAAAGCAUAGAGGGAUUGUACAGGUGAACGACAGUUUUUGAGAUAUGAAUCGUUGGUAGUUAUAUUUUGAUAAACCUUUGCUGUAGUUUCUUUGUUGCCAAAAUUGGAAGACAGUUGCCAUACUUUCCCAACGUUUUAAAAAUUCUAUUGCACAUAUUUACUUUCUGGGCUGGGGGUAAAAAAAGCUGUGAAAUUGCUCAACCUACUUUGUAACCAAAGACUCAAAGCUGUGUAAUAAUUUAAUUUUUAAUGCACACGUUUCUUUUUUAACUUUUAUUUUUUAACUUCCUUGUUUUUUUUGUUUCUGUUUAGCAUGUUCUGCAUGAUCUAUAAUUAAACCACUUUCUUACCUCAUCUUUUUAUUUAGCACUCUUAUUGUAACGUAAAGUUAGUCUGCUCUGUCCUUUACCCAUUGUUUUACACACUAGCAGAAAAUAAAGUUUGAGCCAUCUUUUUGCUUA